Molecule: messenger RNA, 3475 nt
Organism: Dipodomys ordii (Ord's kangaroo rat)
Lineage: Eukaryota; Metazoa; Chordata; Mammalia; Rodentia; Heteromyidae
Gene: Farp1
Product: FERM, RhoGEF (ARHGEF) and pleckstrin domain protein 1 (chondrocyte-derived)
Exons: 26
Coding region: 26-3154 (1042 amino acids)
Cellular component (GO): cytoskeleton
Molecular function (GO): cytoskeletal protein binding; guanyl-nucleotide exchange factor activity
Source: RefSeq, a predicted model, not a curated record
AGAUUUUAUAUAAGCUACUUUCAUCAUGGGAGAAAUAGAGCAGAAGCCUACUCCCGGAUCACGGCUGGGGGCCCCUGAGAAUUCGGGGAUCAGCACCUUGGAACGUGGACAGAAGCCACCCCCGACACCGUCAGGGAAGCUCAUGUCCAUCAAAAUCCAGAUGCUGGAUGACACCCAGGAGGCAUUUGAAGUUCCGCAAAGGGCUCCGGGGAAGGUGCUGCUGGAUGCCGUGUGCAGCCACCUCAACCUUGUGGAAGGCGACUAUUUCGGCCUCGAGUUUCCUGAUCACAAGAAAAUCACGGUGUGGCUGGAUCUCCUGAAACCUAUUGUGAAACAGAUUCGAAGGCCAAAGCAUGUUGUUGUCAAGUUUGUGGUGAAAUUCUUUCCACCUGACCACACACAACUCCAAGAAGAGCUCACAAGGUACCUGUUUGCUCUGCAGGUGAAGCAGGACUUGGCUCAGGGCAGGCUGACGUGUAACGACACCAGUGCUGCUCUCCUGAUCUCACACAUUGUGCAAUCUGAGAUUGGAGACUUUGAUGAAGCUUUGGACAGAGAGCACUUAGCAAAAAAUAAGUACAUACCUCAGCAAGAUACAUUAGAAGACAAGAUUGUGGAAUUUCACCAUAACCACAUUGGACAGACACCCGCAGAGUCAGAUUUCCAGCUCCUAGAGGUGGCCCGACGGCUGGAGAUGUAUGGAAUCCGCUUACACCCUGCCCAGGACAGGGAAGGCACCAAGAUCAACCUGGCUGUCGCCAACACAGGGAUUCUAGUAUUUCAGGGUUUCACUAAGAUCAAUGCCUUCAACUGGGCCAAGGUACGGAAGCUGAGCUUCAAGAGGAAGCGCUUUCUCAUCAAGCUCCGCCCUGAUGCAAAUAGCUCAUACCAGGAUACCUUGGAAUUCCUCAUGGCCAGCCGGGAUUUCUGCAAGUCCUUCUGGAAAAUCUGUGUGGAGCAUCACGCUUUCUUUAGACUUUUUGAAGAACCCAAACCAAAGCCAAAGCCUGUCCUCUUUAGCCGAGGGUCUUCAUUUCGGUUCAGUGGUCGGACUCAGAAGCAAGUCCUCGAUUAUGUUAAAGAAGGAGGGCACAAGAAAGUGCAGUUCGAAAGAAAACACAGCAAGAUUCAUUCCAUCAGGAGCCUGAGUAUGCAGCCCACAGCACUGAAUUCAGAAGUGCCAAAACAGUCUCCACAGAACACCAGUCUUGCUUGUGGAGAUGGUGCCGAAUCGCCCAGAGCCCAGAGCUACCAGCCAACAAAGGAACUGAAAGCGUCUGUGGAAGAGCCGGGGCCGCAGCAGAGCCCUGCUGGGAGCAAGCUAGCCGACGGGGCCGCCACAGGGCCAUUGGAGGAAGAAGAAGAGGAGGAGGGCGGCCAGGACGGCCUGCAGCCGAGCAAGCCUGCGCCCCCGCAGCCGAGCACAGGCUCCGUGACAGGUAGCCCCCACCUUUCAGAGCUGUCCGUCAACUCUCAGGGAGGAGCUGUCCCCGCCAACGCCAGCUUGUCUCCAAACCUGAGUCCUGACACCAAGCAGGCCUCUCCCUUGAUCAGCCCUCUACUGAACGACCAGGCCUGCCCCAGAACUGAUGAUGAAGAAGAGGGCCGGAGAAAGCGAUUUCCAACCGACAAGGCGUACUUCAUUGCUAAAGAAGUUUCCACCACUGAGCGCACGUAUCUGAAGGAUCUGGAAGUCCUCACUUUGUGGUUCCAGAGUACCGCAAGCAAAGAUGACGCCAUGCCCGACACACUGAAAAGUCUCAUCUUCCCAAACUUCGAGCCUUUGCACAAAUUUCAUACCAAUUUCCUCAAGGAAAUCGAACAGCGACUUGCGCUGUGGGAAGGCCGCUCUAACGCCCACAUCAGAGGAGAUCACCAAAGAAUCGGGGACAUCAUGCUGAAGAAUAUCCAGGGUAUGAAGCACCUGUCGGCUCACCUGUGGAAGCACAGCGAGGCGUUGGAGGUGCUGGAGACGUCAAUCAAGAGCUCGCGGCGGCUGGAGCACUUCUGCCGAGACUUUGAGAUGCAGAAGGUGUGCUACCUGCCGCUCAACACCUUCCUCCUGCGCCCGCUGCACCGGCUCAUGCACUACAAGCAGGUGCUGGAGCGGCUGUGCAAGCACCACCCGCCCAGCCAUGCCGACUUCAGGGACUGCCGGGCCGCGCUGGCAGAGAUCACGGAGAUGGUAGCCCAGCUGCACAGUACCAUGAUCAAGAUGGAGAAUUUCCAGAAACUGCACGAGCUCAAGAAAGACUUGAUUGGCAUCGACAAUCUUGUGAUUCCAGGAAGGGAGUUCAUCCGCCUGGGCAGCCUCAGCAAGCUCUCGGGGAAGGGACUCCAGCAGCGCAUGUUCUUCUUGUUCAACGACGUGCUGCUGUACACCAGCCGGGGCCUGACGACCUCCAAUCAGUUUAAAGUCCACGGGCAGCUCCCCCUCUACGGCAUGACGGUGGAGGAGAGCGAGGAUGAGUGGGGCGUGCCCCACUGCCUGACCCUCCGCGGCCAGCGCCAGUCCAUCAUCGUGGCCGCCAGUUCCAGGGCCGAGAUGGAGAAGUGGGUGGAGGACAUCCGGAUGGCCAUCGACCUGGCCGAGAAAAGCAGCGGCCCCUCGGCCGACUUCCUCGCUAGCAGCCCUCCCGACAGCAAGUCCCCGGAGGAAGCCCCCGUGGCCGACCAGGAGUCGGAGGAUGACCUGAGCGCCUCCCGGACCUCGCUGGAGCGCCAGGCCCCGCACCGCGGGAACACCAUGGUGCACGUGUGCUGGCACCGCAACACCAGCGUCUCCAUGGUGGACUUCAGCAUCGCCGUGGAGAACCAGCUGUCCGGGAACCUGUUGAGGAAAUUCAAGAACAGCAAUGGCUGGCAGAAGCUGUGGGUGGUGUUCACAAACUUCUGCCUGUUCUUCUAUAAAUCACACCAGGACAAUCACCCCCUGGCCAGCCUGCCUCUGCUGGGGUACUCUCUCACCAUUCCCUCUGAGUCCGAGAACAUCCACAAGGACUACGUCUUCAAGCUGCAUUUCAAGUCCCACGUGUACUACUUCCGGGCCGAAAGUGAAUACACGUUUGACCGGUGGAUGGAAGUGAUCCGAAGCGCUACCAGCUCAGCCUCCAAGGCCCACAUCUUGAGUCACAAAGAGUCUCACGUGUACUGACUGCACGCGGCUGGCCGACGCAGCUGUGGCGGUUGCCCCGGAAGGCAGUGAAAUCUAGCGAAUAUUCCACAGCUGUCUGAACCAAAGGUGGUUCUACAGCAAGUCUGCCCUUUUCCCUCCCUCCCUCCCUCCGCAGAUGUCUUCUCCACCGUUAAUCUCUCAUUGGAACGGCAGCCUCCCUCCGCCAGGCCGGGGACUCGGUCAGUCCCAGCCACCGGGGGCUCUUUUCAGCUUGUGCCAGUAUUGAAUUGAAUCAUUAAGAGUGCCAAAUGCCAUCUCCCCUCCCCACUCCCACCCCGUGCAGCCUGAAUGCAGCGCGUG